CCGGAAACGUUACUUUUGCCGAUAAGCAAAUUGUAAAUAAACAAAGCAAGGAAUAGAAUCAUCCAAAAAGUGAUCAAAACUCUUGAACAUAGAACUAAAAAAAUAUAAUUUUAGCUCUCACUUUUUUUUUCACAAAUUGAAAAGCAAUCGGAAAUGCCUAAUGUCUCUCAAUACGGACUGGAAAAGUCAUAAAACAAAACGUUCUUUUAUUUUUUAUGGGAAUAAUUUAUUCAAAAAGUUAGACUGUUUUAAAAUUGAACUAAGCGAAAUAAAUAUCAAAUAUAAAACAUUAAAACAAUUCUCAAGUUUAGAUCUUACUCCAUAUUCUAUAAUUAAAGGAAUAUUUAUUGGAUGGUCUUUCUUGUUAAUUAAAAUUAAUGAAGGGACAUACCACUGUGGUUUUUAUGAAACAGCUAAUGAAGAAUCUCACCCCCGUAAAAUCUUUUCUGGUGUACAUGACUUAAGCUGCAGUCUAAGCGAUUCUUAUAUCAUAUCCGAAACGUUGGACUUAUAUCAUGUUUCGCAUCCUGAUUUCGUUGUUAAUAAAAUCGAUAUACAAGAUAAGAAGUUAGAUCGAAUUGCUACUGAAGAUUUAUAUACAAUUGCUUUAACAACAGAGGGCAAAGUUUUAGAUAUUAAAAAAACAGAAGAAAUUCAAGUGACAUUAAUAGAUUUACCUUUCAUUAUUAAUCAAGUUGCAUGUGGUAAAGAACAUGUAUUGCUACUCUCUAGUUCUGGUGUGGUGUUAAGUUAUGGUUUUGGAAGCCGUGGUCAAUUAGGGCAUAAUAACUUACAUAAAUUGGAGAAACCUGUGAUAUUAGAAGCUUUAGAAGGCAUAGAAAUUAUAGCCAUAGCUGCUGGAGGUUGGCACUCAGCAGCAAUAAGUUCAAUUGGUGACUUGUACAUGUGGGGUUGGAAUGAGAGUGGUCAGCUUGGUCUUCCUUGUCCUAAACUUGAGGGAAAUAGAUCCUCUUCAGAAAUCUAUACAGCUUGCUAUCUUCCAAAAUUAAUAGAUCUAGAUGACAAAAAAGUCACAAAAAUAUCUUGUGGCUCUCGACAUACAGCAGCUAUAACUGAAGAUAAGCAGCUGUGGACUUGGGGCUAUAAUAAUUGGGGUCAAUUAGGAAAUAAAAACUGUUUAUUCAAUGAUACGCCUGAAAAAGUUUCUCUUCCUAAAAAUUUUAUUGUUCAAAACGUAAAAUGUAAGUUUUGGGAUACAUUAAUUGAAGGUUGCAUAGAAAAAUAAAUAUUUGUUUUACUACA
Molecule: messenger RNA, 1263 nt
Organism: Parasteatoda tepidariorum (common house spider)
Lineage: Eukaryota; Metazoa; Arthropoda; Arachnida; Araneae; Theridiidae
Product: E3 ISG15--protein ligase Herc6
Source: RefSeq, a predicted model, not a curated record